AUGCCGGAUCUCACUGAUAUUGAGUCGUCCACUAACGAGUCGGCAGCGGGAGAGGGUGGUAUGGCGCAAGGGGGUGCAGUGGUAGGACUGGUGGUGCGGGGGAGGGCGGCGAGAGCAGGAGCAGGAGCAGGAGCAUGGGAGAGCGUGGGAAGCAGGUGGAGUGGGUGGAACGAGGGGGAGAGUGUGAGGGAGAGUAUGAGGGAGAGUGUGGGGGAGAGCAGUAGGGAGGGGAGGAUGGGGCGUGGAGGAGGACAGGGAGGAGGAUGGAGAGAGGGCAAAGGAGCGCUAGGUGGUGAUAUAAAAGAGGGUUGGAGAGAGAACCGGGGGGACAGGAGGCAGCGAGGAGGGAGGACGGGGAUAGUGAAGGAGGGAGAUGAGGGGGAGGAAGAGGGAGAGGAUGGGAUGAAGGGAAGUGAGGAGGGAGAAAGGGGAAGAGAUGAGGGGUCGAUUGAUUGGCUGAGACUGAGUGUGGGCGUGGCGGGAUGCUCUAAGGAGUCUCAACACCAACACACGAUUGACUUUAUGGGAUCAUCGUGCAUCGACAUGAACGAGUCCGAGGAGGAUGGAUGCAUGCCACGUGGCGCACUGUUGGCCUCUCCACGUGGCACAGACUCAGCACGUCCACGUGGCACAGCGUCGGCCUCUCCACGUGGCGCAGCACUGGCCUGGCCUCAUGCCACGUGUCAGCAUGCUCUUGCUGGCAGCCCAGCAUCAAGCAGCGACCUCCGGGAGCUCGUGUCGCGGCAGCAGGGGCAGAUCGAGGAGCUUCGGUGGCUGUUAGGGCAGCAAAUGGAGGCGUGCCACGCACUGGCUGCUGCUCUUGUCUUACCCGUGCUGACUUGUGUUGUUCCCUUUGAAUUCCUGUCCGUUCACUCUCAGGAGCUGGUGGCUCGGCAGCAGGGGCAGAUCGAGGAGCUGCGGCGGCUGCUGGGGCAACAGAUGGAGUCGUGCCACGCACUGGCUGCUGCUCUGAGGCUGCAGCAGCAGGAGCGUCAGCAUUUGGGGAGGCAGGGGGAGCAAGGAUUGGGAGGUUUGAAAGAGACUCAGGAGGCAGAUCUAGAGGAAACAAAGCUUGGAGAAAGCAGGUCCGAGGAAGCAGAUGGGGCAGAAGGGGAAGAAGGGGCAGAGGAGGCGGGUGGUGAAAGAGAGAAGGAAGUACGGGAUAGUGGAGGAGGCGAGAGAGAGGGGGCACGGGAAUGGAGGGACCUGGAUUGGGAUGACGAGUUGAUGCAGCAGUCGGGGGAGCUGCGAGGAGAUAUUACAAGUCUGAAGGAUCAGCUUGCUCAAAGGGCAAACCGCAUUGCAUCACUCAAACAGUCGUGCUCAGCUCAACAUCACUCAAGCAGUUGCUCCUUCACACCAUGGCUCAGCUCAAGUCCCACUCUCCCUCCCGCUCUCCCUCCUGCUCUCCCUCCCGCUCUCCCUCCUGUUCUCCCUCUUGCUCUCCCUCCCGCUCUCCCUCCAGCUCUCCCUCCUAACCCAGAUCUCUUUCUGUGCCUAUCCUUCCCCUCUCCUCGUUCCCUCCAUGCAGCUUGUUCAAAGGGCAACCGCAUAGCAUCACCCAAGCAGUCGCUCCUUCACACCAUGGCUCAGCUCAAACGUCUCAAACAUCAGUCCAGCAGUCCCUUUGAUGGAGCUCCAGAUGAUGGCUCAGCUCAAGUCCCGCUCUCCCUCUCCCUCCUAACCCCUGCUCUCCCUCUGUUCCUAUUUUUCCCCUCCCUUUCGUCCCUUUACUUGUUUGUUCCCUCCAUGCAGCUUGCUCAAAGGGCCAACCGCAUAGCAGCACUCAAGCACUCUCUCCUUCACACCAUGGCGCAGCUCAAGUCCCGCUCUCCUUCCCCUGGACCUGCCUUUUCCCUCGCUUCCCUCCACUUCCCCUCCCUCCCCUUGCCCUCCCAACAACCCUCCUCUCGCCCAUCCCCAUCUCCUCAGCUCCCAUCCCUCCACUCGCCCUCUCGUCUCCCCUCUGCUCUUCGCCUGCAUUCUCCGUCUCCCAGGCAUUCCCCCGUGCUUCCAUUCCGCCCGGCCUCUCAUUCACGUAUCUCUCCCCUUCAUACGGUCGGUGCACAGUGCAGUGAUUGUUUAUAG
Closterium sp. NIES-65 is the source of this 2088-nucleotide messenger RNA. The record is from the annotation of a GenBank genome assembly. NCBI's taxonomy places the organism in Eukaryota, Viridiplantae, Streptophyta, Zygnematophyceae, Desmidiales, Closteriaceae.